AUGGCGACGACGACGAGUUCUCUCAACAGACUUUUAGGAUUACAAACGAAAGUCUCCAAAUCCUCCUCUUCUAAAGUUUCGCGAAAAGGCUCGGUGGUCGCAUCGUCGAAGAAGGACGACGAAAACAAUAUUCAGCCAAAAAGGAUGGUGAUGAUGGGAAAAACGUGUUCGAAAACAACUUCGAAUUUAUUGGUAAAAAGAGGCGAGCGACAGAAAGUGCGGAACACGCCGGCGGGGAAAGAAACGAACGCGCCGUUGGGAGUGUUCGUCUUAGAGUACGACGCGUCCAACGAGGACAUCGAAAAGACGAGAAACUGGAAACCGAUCAUUAAGAUUGCGGUUUCCGGAGCGGCUGGGAUGAUUUCGAACCAUCUCUUGUUCAAAAUCGCCUCCGGCGAAGUGUUCGGCCCGGACCAACCGGUGGCGUUGCGAUUGCUCGGUUCCGAGAGAUCUCAAGUGGCGUUGGAAGGCGUGGCGAUGGAAUUGGAGGAUUGCUUGUUUCCGUUGCUGAGAGAAGUGGAUCUUGGCAUCGAUGCGAAGAAAGUGUUUGAAGAUGCGGAUUGGGCGUUGUUGAUUGGCGCGAAACCGAGAGGUCCCGGGAUGGAGAGAGGCGAUUUGUUGGAGAUGAACGGCGGCCUUUUCGCCGAGCAAGGUAAGGCGUUGAAUGAAGUUGCGAAGAAAACGUGUAAGGUGAUGGUGGUUGGUAACCCGUGCAACACGAACGCGCUGAUUUGCAUGGCGAACGCGCCGAAUUUAGAUAAGAGAAAUUUCCACGCUUUGACCAGAUUGGACGAGAAUAGAGCCAAGUGUCAAUUGGCGUUGAAAGCGGGCGUGUUUUACGAAACCGUCUCGAACGUGACGAUUUGGGGCAACCACUCCACGACGCAAGUUCCGGACUUUGUGAACGCUAAAAUCGGCGGCGAAAGGUGCACGGACGUGAUCGACGAUCAAACGUGGUUGGAGAACGAUUUCACGCCGGCGAUUCAAACGAGAGGUGGAUUGUUGAUCAAGAAAUGGGGUCGAUCUUCCGCGGCGUCGACGGCGGUGAGCAUCGCAGACGCGAUAAAAGCUUUGGUAACGCCGACGAAAGAAGGCGAUUGGUUUUCAUCCGCGGUUAUUACCGACGGUAACCCGUACGGCAUCGAAGAAGGAUUAGUCUUCUCCAUGCCGUGUAGAAGUAAAGGUGACGGGUCCUACGAAGUCGUCGAAGGGUUGAAAAUUAACGAUUGGUUAAGAGAGAGAAUCAAGAAGUCCGAGGAAGAGCUGAGCAACGAGAGGGGGUGCGUGGCGCACUUGAUGGGCGUUGAAGGUGCGUCGUGCGUGAUGUUGGAAGAUACGCUCUUGCCGGGUGAAAUGUAA
This is a messenger RNA of Bathycoccus prasinos, 1359 nucleotides long. Its product is annotated as malate dehydrogenase. Gene Ontology annotation, biological process: malate metabolic process; oxaloacetate metabolic process; tricarboxylic acid cycle. Gene Ontology annotation, molecular function: L-malate dehydrogenase (NAD+) activity; L-malate dehydrogenase (NADP+) activity. Bases 1 to 1359 code for a protein of 452 amino acids. NCBI's taxonomy places the organism in Eukaryota, Viridiplantae, Chlorophyta, Mamiellophyceae, Mamiellales, Bathycoccaceae. The transcript is spliced from 2 exons. The record is from RefSeq and is a predicted model, not a curated record.